AUGAUGAAUUCAUUGAUUACCAACAUUCCGCGUUUGGGUGAAACAAAGACUAAACCGAAAAUAGGCGAAAUACGCUUAACCACAGAUGGAAAACGACGUAAAAUAUUCGACGGUCAUUGUUGGCAAUAUUUGUGUGCAGGCGAUAUCAAUUGUCGAAUUCAAUCAAAGUUUACUUGUCGAUUACAUAAAAAUAUCACUCCAACUGACUCAUCACUAGAUAAAUUACCGGCGAAUAAAAUCGAUGGACUCAAAUUAGGUGAUAUACAAGCCUUGCCGAAUGGUAAUCGGCAGAUAUGGCGUGGUACACGAUGGUAUAACUUAUGUCAAGCCAAAAAUUGUUCUGUACAAGCCAAACAAUUUUGUAAAAUACAUCAAAACCAACGCAUCUCAUUACCAAACACAAACGAAUCAGUCACUGAAAAAUUUCGAUUGAAUUCUCGCACAAGAUCCUGUACCAUGACUAGCGAAAAAACGGAAAAAAAGGAGCACGAAGAAGUAGAACUAUCAAAUAACAUUUCGCCGGAAAUGACAACGAAUAAACGUGCUCGAUCCGAUGAAAAUAUUUCCGAAUCAACCAAUCCUACAGCAUUAGAAAAACCUGAAUUACAAACACGGAACGGUCGUCGUGUACGAUGCACUGGUUUGAUUUGGAAACACCUGUAUGCUGAUAGAAAGAAUAGUUUGUAUAAACGCAAAUAUACACGUCACAGCGCACCCGCAAAAAAGACCGAUUUAGUCAAUGAAACGAAUCCAGAUGAAUCUACUACAAACGAAUCAUUACCGUCAGAUACAAUUGAAUCAACAGUACAAACUAGUCCAAAGGCAAAAUUAGACAAGAGAAAGAAACGAAAACUUACAGAUGAUACAAACACAAGAGAACACAUCGUUCCAAAACGAUCGAACCACGAUCAAAGACAAAAAGAUGCCGAGAAACCAAUUAUUUUACAUCUCGAACCACAUUCAUCUAAUGCAUCGGUUUCUGAUAGUCCUAUGAAAGAUCAAUCGCUUGAUGAACCUGCUUUAGAAAAUGCGGAGAUCUCAUUUGCGUUAAAACCGAAUCGUCUCAACGCAACGCAUCAGUCGAUCGAAAUUCCUGUUCAACCUCCAGUACCAUGCAGUUAUGAUUCUUCUCCAGCAUCAAUUCUUGAACAAUUCGGAACAAUUAUAAAAAAAGAAGCAGUAGUUGAAGAAGAAUCAUUAAUCUGUGUUCCAACAGCAUACACAAUCGGUACUGAGGCUUCUACCUGUGAAACGUUACAAGACUUUUUACGUGCCGAAGAAAUGAAGACAAAGGAAUUCAAACUCGAUUGUCAACGUAUCAGUUAUCGUCUAGCUAAAAUUCAGGAUUGUAUUGGGAGCAUCACGACAUUAACUAGUUGA
Molecule: messenger RNA, 1380 nt
Organism: Adineta ricciae
Lineage: Eukaryota; Metazoa; Rotifera; Eurotatoria; Adinetida; Adinetidae
Source: the annotation of a GenBank genome assembly